AUGCGCUAUCCUAUCGUGAUUCACAAGGAUGAAGAAAGCAGCUACGGUGUAACGGUACCCGACCUCCCGGGGUGCUUCUCCGCUGGAGAGACCCUGGAUGAAGCCUUGGAAUUGGCUCAAGACGCCAUACUUGGUCAUGUCGAAACCCUGCUUAUGGGCGGACAGACCAUUCCGGAGCAGCGCUCAUUGGAACUGCACCAGCAGAACCUCGAUUAUGCCGGCGGAAUGUGGGCGUUGGUAGAUGUAGACCUUUCAAAGGUGACUGCCAAGACCGUACGAGUAAACAUCACCAUGCCGUCUCCCAUCCUGUCCCUGACCGACAAAGUGGCCAAACAGGAAGGAGAGUCACGCUCCGGGCUAUUGGCAAAGGCUGUGCUGUACUACGUGGAAAGCAAGGUGAGGGCGUGA
Molecule: messenger RNA, 408 nt
Organism: Geodia barretti
Lineage: Eukaryota; Metazoa; Porifera; Demospongiae; Tetractinellida; Geodiidae
Source: the annotation of a GenBank genome assembly